CCCUUGGCCAUCCUGCAGCCAACAGAGACGCCCCUGUGAAGCACCAGCAUCCACCUUAUUCAUUAUUCACUUACACUUCUCUCCUCUUCUUCUUCCCUUCUAACUUCAUCGCGUUAUCAACUCUUCACUCUCUCUCCUACAGUAAUCUCCAGUCCCUCCUGUAAUGGCACAAUCACAAAAUAUUCCUCAGCUAGGAUAUCCCUGUCUGGCCACUGGAGAAAGUACAGUGUCGCUCGUAGGGCUUCAAUAUGCCUCAUCCGACAAGAAUGACACUGCAUAUGCACUUCAGUCCUUUACUUUCCCCAAACCCAGCAACAGGAUCGUUACCAAUGCUGCCCAUAUCAACUUCACGCUCACACAGCACUUAAAGCCAUAUACUGUCAGACCUCUUGCAACCAGUCGGAUGAUCUGCUCCUUCGAUAAAGCCUCUGGUACAUUCCUUUACAUCUUCAACGAAAACGUCUAUAUCGAGAACUCACAGAAUCCUGCUCUUGCAACAGAAGAGCCAAUCCCAUCAUGGGACCCCGCACGAAACCAGGUUCCACAGGUGGUCUGGCCCAAGAGCGAAGGACAGGGCCAGUUCCAAUGGCUGGGCGUGAACAAUGGCAACUGGACUAUGUUUGAUAUCGAUGCUACUAAUGGAGUAUCUACACCCACUCCUGCUCCCGUCCCUGCAGACAUUCCCUCGAACGGUAUUUUCUCCAUCAUCCGUGAGUCUGCAGGAUCGUUCCUAGUUGUUUAUAACAAGGCCUCCAAUACUACCGCAGCCAGAUUCACUCUCGGCGCGCCCACUUCCACACCUGUGACCAUGGCCUCGGACGAUAUUGGCUUUAUUGGCUUUUCUGCAGUCUCUCACGCACAGGAUGCUACUGUUGACUACUUUUUUGGAACUCAAGGUUCUUGGUCAUUCACAGCAGCAGCAAAGUUGAACUCAUCGUCAAUUGAAAUGAUCUCGACUCGUGAGCUCCCAAAGGAUGCGAAUGGACCUGUGCCUCAGCUCUUUGGAUAUGGCGCUGCGACCGUGUUUGACACAUCCAGGGCAUUAGUGUAUGGUGGACAAUCGGAUGCAGCCAACAAUAGUUGGACCUUUGGAUUAACGGCUGUGAUCACGGAUGCAGGAUAUCGAUUCAACAAUUACACCGUCUUUGGAGGACCAAAGGCAUCAUCGUCAUCACCAAGCAACUGGGGAAACUUUGCAAUUUAUACACCACCAGCGGCUCCAGUACCCGAGGAAAAAAGCGGUCUCUCGACGCCCGCCAUCAUUGGAAUCGCAGUGGGGGCUGUAGCAUUGGUCAUGCUCGUGGGCUUUUUGGCUAUCUUUCACCGUCGAAACAAGAAAAUUGAGGCGCGCGCUCGUGAGCAGGAAGGGCUCGGGUUGGCUGUACGCGAUUUACAUGCAAAGGGUGGUGAGGGCAUGGGAAUGUAUCAGCCCCCUUUUGCCUCCACUCACUCACUAUUGAACUCGGAAGCCAAUACAACGCCUCGCGGACAAAAUAGUAUAUCGACAGAACGUCCAGCUGAGAACAUGACACUUCGUGUGCCGAUUGUUCGAUAUGCUGGUCAGGAUGUGGCUCAGUCGGUGCCUCAUGCACCCUUGGGCGCCGUGGUGCUCUCACAGUACCGUCUUGGACAGACAGCAGUGAAUACAAAGAUGGUGGUCAUCCAACUGGGCGAGAAUGUAGACACAGCUGAGAGUGUGACACUCAAAUGGGUUCGAGACGAAAUUGUUUGGCAGAGAGAGGCUGCUAUGUUGAACCAUAUCGUCAAUCCUGCAAAGAUUAUUUCGCUACACCAAACCAUGAUCAUCCCUGCCGCCCUUGAGUGGCGUCAUAUUUUGGUCUUGGAUGCCCAUGAUUCGACAUUGGACUUUAUGUUGUCGACCCAUCAGCACCGACUGUUGAGUAGAGCUGAUCAAAGGGCAGUGGCUAAGGCUCUGUUGGGAGGACUGGUCUGGUGUCAUGAGAAGGAUGUGAUCCAUCUGUCGAUCUGCACAGGAUCUCUAGUGAUGAACGAAGAAGGGCAAUGGGUGAUUUGGUCGUUCGGCGGAGCCAGGUUCUUGAAUGAAGCCGUCGGACCUCGUCAGGGCUCCUUGAUUGGCCAGGAGAAUGGCACCGUCGAAAGAAAUUUAGCACCAGAGCUAUUGAGCGCUCGACGGGAAAAUAGACUGGAUUCGAGUUUGGCAGCUCCAUCAAUGGAUGCUUGGGCAGCGGGCUGUGUUUUGUUUGAGGUGUUGACAGGUCAACCCUUGUUCCGAACAGAGGAAGCAGCAGAUCAAGCAGCCACUGGCCGUUUCACGGCCUGGAAGGAUCGUCUUGUUGAUAUUCCAGAUCUUAAUGAACGAAGGGUAGUGGAACAACUGUUAGUUCUGGACCCCAAUUCUCGUUCAAGCCUCAAUCAAGCAGAGCAUCAGUUUGUGUAGACU
This is a messenger RNA of Lobosporangium transversale, 2422 nucleotides long. RefSeq names its product kinase-like domain-containing protein. Gene Ontology annotation, molecular function: cyclin-dependent protein serine/threonine kinase activity; ATP binding. Gene Ontology annotation, cellular component: nucleus. Bases 164 to 2419 code for a protein of 751 amino acids. The record is from RefSeq and is a predicted model, not a curated record. The transcript has 3 exons. Lineage: Eukaryota; Fungi; Mortierellomycota; Mortierellomycetes; Mortierellales; Mortierellaceae. Gene Ontology annotation, biological process: protein phosphorylation.